AUGACUGGGUUGACCAAGCUGCUGCAUUUGGACAAGAAGAAGCAGAAGCGGAAGUCUUCCGCUUCUGCUUCUGCUUCCGCUUCUCCUACUUCGAAGCCUGACGUUUCUCCCAGGAAAAUCCAUACCCCCGAACCAGUACCGCAUGCACAUAGGCCCACCGUGGUGCUGCCGGAUGUGUCCUCGCUUAAGAGCACUCCGAUGCACAAGACCCGGAGCAACUCCACCUAUAACAGCAACGGCAACAACUCCCACGGACUUGAUCCCGCUGAGCCCGGGUUCCUGAACAUCCCUAUCUUCAUGGACAUCACAAAUGUGUCUGACCAGGAGACACACGCGGGUGACAAAGCGCCCUCGGCUGCGGGCGAUGCGAAGCUUGUGAGGCCCGAGAUAGUGACGCAGUUGACUAGCAAGCAGGGCAGCAUCACACCGGGCCAUACUGACAACCAGUUCUUUGACACGCUGGUGAAGAUGGCCCAUGAGGCGUCCGUCUCAGCAGGCGAGAGUGCCACUUCUGCUCUGCGAAACGUUACCAACAAUGUAGCUCACCUCGCCCUCCCAGCAGAUGCCAAGGACUCACACUCACAGCAGAACUCAAGGGAGAAUUCACAGGUAAACUUGCAGGAGCACCACCAACAAAAUCAACAAGAGUCUCACAGCAAGUCCGAUGCCCACAGCAAAUCCGAUGCCCAUAGUCACCUCAGCGUGGCAUCGCACGAAACUGACGAUGCAUCAAAGCAUAGCAAGAGGAACAGCAGAGAGUUCUUGAAAAGCUUGGACAACAUGCUUGCCGAGAACGGUCAAGCUGCGGGAGCAGUUCCUGGUAACUUCCCCAACGAGUCCAGGGACUUGCAAAGGGCUGUCAACGAACAGGAUCAAAAGGAGAAUGUAGAUGCUGCUGUAGCUCCAGAAGUCACAGAGGAUGGCCACAGAGUUGCUAAAGUGGAACCUCUCAGGGAGAAAGAAUUGAAUAACUCACCGUUGGCCAAUAAAUCCAGACAACAAACCACUGAUAAUGGAAAGUCAAAGUCGUGCUUCGUGGAGGCUAUGUUUAACACGCCAAACAUCGAUCCUGCCGCAAAGGCUAAAGAGGAACACAUGAAAUCACAUAGAGCUCAGACCGAAGUAAACCGCUCCACUGGCGACAUAUCAAUAGACUCCAGAGGCGCUUUACGGGCUGCUACCACAAGCUCCCCACGUAGACAUAGUUCAUCUAUAUCCUCAGAGAAGAAUAAUGGUCACAGUAAUCAUUCCCCACAUUACCACAGCCCAUUACAUGACAGCGGUGCAGAAAUAGAACAGAGACAUUCCAUUGAUGUACCAUCCAAUGCUGGAGGUGGAGACCACAGGUCAAGAAGCCUGUCCAAGACUAUAUUGGGCAGAAGGUCAUUCUCUCCUAAUUCCAUGGGUAUGAACUCAUUGCCCUCGAGUGCUAUUAGAUAUUCCAUCAGUAAAGUCAAGAAUGCCAUUGAUAUCACCGAUAGCUCAUCAGGUAAACCAAGAAGCAGUUUUGCUGAUUCCAUUAAGUCUAGUUCCUCAACUGGUACCAACCCAGACGGAACGAGAGUUGAUUUAGAUACAGAGAGCAACCAGGGCCCAAUAAAACUAAAAAAUAUGAAAUAUGCAUCAGAUAGGAAGAACAAAGAAUUCCAUUCCAUGUUUAAAAACUCUAAUAUCAACCCAGAGGAGAAACUGAUAAGUGAACAAAGCUGCGCGCUAUCACGUGAUAUUCUACUACAAGGUAAAUUAUUUAUUGCCGAGGAGCAUUUAUGCUUUUACUCAAAUAUUCUGGGCUGGACAAGCACUGUUGUGAUUGCCUAUAAAGAUAUCGAUCAAAUCGAGAAGAAGACAACUGCUGGUAUUUUCCACAAUGCUAUAGCUAUUGAUACACCAGAUGCCAAAUAUCUCUUUGCAUCAUUUCUCUCUAGAGAUAGUACUUUCGAUCUUUUAACUGAUAUUUGGAAUCAAAUUGUGAUAGGUAUGAGGCUAAGAGAAAAGGGCAACAAAGGUUCAAUGUCGGAUGAUUCUGAUUCUGAUUACGAUGACUCAAUGUCUGAGAGUGAACUAUCUGAUGGUGAAAUGGAUUCAACAGCUAAUAAUGAUCAACAAACAGAACAAACUGAGCUGGACUCAACUCCUUCAGGUACCAUCGAUAAGCCAAAGAAGAGUAAAAGUAAAACCAAAUCUGGCAGUUCCUCAUUUGGUCCGGAACAGCAUGAACCCACUACUGCAGAUUAUCAACCGGCGUCAGGUGAGAAGAUGAUUAAUAAAACUAUAAUUAAAGCUCCAAUGGGUAAGGUGGCUCAUAUUCUCUUCGGUGAUGACACAAGUUAUUUGGUUAGUAUUUUGAAGGCUCAGAAAAAUUAUGAUAUUUCUGCUAUUCCUAAAAUAUUAGAGACAAAGAAGCGUGAUUAUCAAUAUACAAAACCCAUAUCUGGAUCUAUUGGUCCAAGUAAAACGAAAUGUAUUAUCUCUGAGACCUUAGAAACUUACGAUCUGGAUAGCUCAAUUAAAAUGGUACAAAUGACUAAAAAUCCUGAUGUUCCAUCUGGUAACUCUUUCGUUGUCAAAACAACAUUCUUACUAAAUUGGGCAGCUGAUAACUCAACUGAAUUCCGUGUAUAUGUGGGUGUUGAAUGGACUGGUAAGAGUUGGAUCAAAGGUGCUAUUGAGAAGGGUACCUUUGAUGGUGUUACCGACACAACUAAGACAAUGGUCAAUGAAAUUAAUAAAUACUUACCAAAACUGACGUCAAGCAAUGCAGAAGAAGAAUCCGAACCAUCAGAAGGAGAAGAAGAAGAAGUAGAAGAAGUCAUAGAGAUUUUAGACUUACCACAUCAAGGUCCUCUUGUUCAUGAAGCUACAAAGGCAAAUGUUGAAAAGACAAAAGAUGAUGUUGUUAUUGAGCAAAAUGUAAAAUUACCAGCUCCAUUAGGCACUUGUUUUGAACUAGUGUUUGGUAAAGACACUUCCUAUAUUAAGAGAAUUACUGAGAAUCAAAAUAACUUUGACUUGUCUGAGAUUCCUGGCUUCAGCAAUAACAAGAGAGAAUUCACAUAUACAAAGAGGUUGAACAACUCAAUUGGGCCAAAGCAAACAAAAUGUCUUAUUACAGAAACGAUUGAACAUAUGGAUAUCAAUAACUAUAUCAUGGUUAAACAAGUCACUAAAACUCCAGAUGUCCCUUCAGGAAAUAGUUUUGCUGUUCAUUCUUGCAUAUAUAUGUCCUGGGGUCCUGGAAAUUCUACAUUACUAACUGUUGUAUCUAAGGUGGUUUGGAGUGGGAAGAGUUUCUUGAAAGGUGCAAUCGAAAAGGGAUCAAUUGAUGGACAAAAGGGUUCUGUUAGCAUUUUAAUCAAGGAACUAAAGGAUAUAAUUUCUUCUGCAGGUACUACUAAGAAGAAAAUUAAAUCAAAGAAAUCAAAGAAAUCAAAGAAAGCUCCAAAGGCUACAGAACCUGCACCAGUUGUCGAGUCACCAGAAGAAGAGGCAACAGAGGAAACACAAGAGUCUGAAUCAUCAUUAGUAUCAUCCAUUAUGGAUAAACUCAUGGAUUUUGAUAUAACAUCUCCUUUUGGAAUUGCUAGUGUUCUCAUCAUAUUAGUCAUAGUGAUAUUAUUCUUUAAGGCAAUAUUCUGGCGUUCAAGCAUAGAACCAAGAAUGCAAUUCAUGAGACCUGGAAGAAUUAUUAUUGAUGGCUCCGAGUACAACUACGUUCCUAGUUUCAAGACACUUUACGAAAUGUAUGAAGACGAUAUUCGUAAAAGUAUCAAGAAUAAGCAAUAUUACAAGAAUAAUAUUAUUCUUGAAUCUGAAAAGACGAUAUGGGACUGGGUCAACGAUAGAGGCAAUGAAUCAACGCAUACUAACAACGCCCAUGCUUCUACAUAUGAUAAGAAGAAGGUCGAAGAGCUUGAAGAAACUAUUAAACUCACGGAACUGCAACUGGAACAAAUGAAGCAGUUAUUGAAGAAACAGGCUCAUGGUUUAUUAUAA
Nakaseomyces glabratus is the source of this 3993-nucleotide messenger RNA. RefSeq names its product GRAM and VASt domain-containing protein. Gene Ontology annotation, cellular component: mitochondrion; endoplasmic reticulum-plasma membrane contact site; cortical endoplasmic reticulum. Gene Ontology annotation, biological process: intracellular sterol transport. Gene Ontology annotation, molecular function: sterol binding; sterol transfer activity. The record is from RefSeq and is a predicted model, not a curated record. Lineage: Eukaryota; Fungi; Ascomycota; Saccharomycetes; Saccharomycetales; Saccharomycetaceae.